Molecule: messenger RNA, 1152 nt
Organism: Kalmanozyma brasiliensis GHG001
Lineage: Eukaryota; Fungi; Basidiomycota; Ustilaginomycetes; Ustilaginales
Product: Legume-like lectin
Exons: 1
Coding region: 1-1152 (383 amino acids)
Biological process (GO): Golgi organization; endoplasmic reticulum to Golgi vesicle-mediated transport; endoplasmic reticulum organization
Cellular component (GO): endoplasmic reticulum-Golgi intermediate compartment; Golgi membrane; endoplasmic reticulum membrane
Molecular function (GO): D-mannose binding
Source: RefSeq, a predicted model, not a curated record
AUGGAGUCGAUAUCCACACACCCCAGCAACCUGUCGCGGAGGCCCUCUGCUGCUGCUCCAAGGUCGACACGUUUCACUGCAUACCUCGCCACCCUCCUCGCCCUCCUCCUGCUCACCCUCACCACCGUCUCCGCCUCGUCCAAAAACAUCCAGAUGCGCGAGAUGGACUCGGACGCCAUUGUCCCUCUUCGUUCCCACUCCCUCUACGCCCCCUACGUCGACUCGAACCUCCAAAACAAAUUCUGGGACUUCGGAGCGGACGCCAUCGUCGACACCAACAAGCACAUCCGACUCACCCAAGACCGUCCUCAUCAGAUGGGCUGGUUGUGGACGCGCUUGCCUUUGACCGCCGAAAACUUUGAGGUGGUGUUCGAGUUCAAAGUUGCGGGUCAUGCAAGUCACGUUGCUGGCGACGGAAUGGCGAUGUGGUUGACCCAAGAGAGGGCGAAGCCAGGCCCUGUGUUCGGCAGCGUCAACUACUUUACCGGGCUGGGCAUCUUUUUGGAUACAUAUCCCAAUUCGCGGCAUCCAUACAGCUUUCCACGGGUCAGCAUUAUGAAUGGCAACGGCGUGGAGGCGUAUGAGAACGACAAGGAUGGUGCGCGUCAGGAAGUGGCCGGUUGCUCGAUCGAUUACCGAAACGCAAAGGUGGCGACCAAGGGCAAACUCAUCCAUGUCAAGGACGUUUACACGGAGUUGCAGAUCCAUCAUUCCGAAUGGGAUCAUUGGGAAUCCUGUUUCAAGCUGGACAACAUCACUCUUCCGCUCAACCCCUACCUCGGCUUCUCCGCCCUCACAGGCGACGUCAGCGACAACCACGACCUCGUGUCGGUGACAACGAGUAACAUCGUUUAUCGCAAUCGCACACCGGCACAGCUUAGGGAGGAGCGCAUCAAGCACUUCCCCGAGAAAUUCGGCGUCAAGCCCAAGAAGAAAGGCUGGUCGUUCGGCGGCAAUACCAAGGGGCAUUCGAGCGACGUCAGCAGUCCGCACGCCAAGAGCAGCGGCUCAGGAGGGCUGGUAGGAGCCAUCAAGGCGCUUUUCGGCUUUUUGUUCUUUUUGAUCAAAUGGUCGCUCAUCUUGGCAGCGGUGGGCGCGCUCGGCAUGCUAGGCUGGCAAUGGAGGAAGAGGCAGAACAUGAAACGCUUCUGA